Molecule: messenger RNA, 979 nt
Organism: Acanthopagrus latus (yellowfin seabream)
Lineage: Eukaryota; Metazoa; Chordata; Actinopteri; Spariformes; Sparidae
Gene: c14h11orf98
Product: chromosome 14 C11orf98 homolog
Exons: 5
Coding region: 101-502 (133 amino acids)
Source: RefSeq, a predicted model, not a curated record
UGAGAGGACAGAGCUGAGGGGGCAGCAGAGAGCAGAGAGCCCUGCAGUCCGCCGCCGCAGAAGAAGAAGAAGAAGAAGAAGCCCAUGUGAGAGCAGCAGCAUGUCUCCACCGGGAGGGAAGAUCAACAGACCCAAAACUGAACUCGGUAAGAAGCUUUUCAAGCGGCGGCGAGUUCUGAGCCGAGAGAAGAGGAAGAGGCAUCGGAUCGUGGGCGCUGUGGUCGACCAGGGUCUCAUCACCGUCCAUCACCUGAAGAAGAGAAAGUCGAGCCCGCGAGCGAACAUCACUCUGUCUGGGAAGAAGAAGAGGAAGCUGCUGAAACAGCUGCAGCACAUGCAGCAGGAGAAGGCCGGGAUGGAAGCUGAAGCAGCACCAGCAGCAGCACCAGCAGCAGCACCACCGAAGAAGAAACAGGACUCUUCAUCUGCUCCGACCAAGAAGAAGAAGAAGAAGAGAGCAGCUGGCGUGCAGGGCGACGUGGAGAUGAUAGACAUCGAGUGACGAACACACAGCCGCCUGUUUGGACUGGACUCUGAGACAGUCGAGUGAGUUCUGGUGUUGGUUCGUGUCGCAGGAACGUUUGUCAGUUUGUGUCGGACUCAAAGACUCAGACACAGGAAGCUGAGGACGAUCGAUAGGCAGAAUUAUCAGUUUUAUUAUUGAUUUGUCAAGACAUCAUCCGGUCAACCAAAGAUUUCUGAUCUUUGACAAGAUGUUUGUUGAUGGAAAGAUGAAUUUUGAUUUGAAUAAACCUGUUUAGUUCUUUAUUCUGUCAUUCACCUGUUUGGUCGUUGCUGACAUCAUAAUAUUAUCACCUUAUAUCACGAACUCCUGAACAGAAAUGGCCGUCUGUGGGAGGACGUGGUCCUUUAAAUGAAUAAAUAAUAAAUGUGCCUGCAGCUUCUUUACUGCUGUUUCACUUCAUGAUGUUCUUUAUUUCAUCAAUAUUACAUUAAAAAGUCCAUAAUUGUACUAAAA